CUAAGAACACUAGACAACCUAGACAAAAACCUAGGAAUGAAAACGUUCAUGGUAGACAACCUAAGAAAAAUUAUCAAAAUGUUUUUGUGCAUAAAAAUAUUUUUUCUCAAAAUAGAAGAGACAAUAUGAGAACACCUAGAAAUGAUCCUUUUGAAAACAUGCAUAAACCAUCCUUUUCUCAAAAUAGGACAAACAUGCGUAUACCACUUAUUUCUUCAAUCUUUCUUCAAAAACGCCUCAAUCAUGGCCGGAGGAAGAUCAAAGUCAAAGGCUUCCAAGAAGGAAAGCACCGCCGAACCCUCAAGCUCCGCGCCUCCUCCGUUCCCAUAUUUGGACGGAUCGUUUCUUGAGUUCGGGUCGGAGGAGGAACUCAACCGGUUCCUCACGCACUUUGCCAAGCGUCCCAUUUCUCCGCCUAGGGUGCUGCCCGAGUUGUACCCUCAACAAAAGGGGUACCACGACCUCGACAAUCAGCUUCAAGCAUCGGGUCUGUGGUCGUUCGUCUCCAGGAGCCGCUCGAGCUUCAAUCCCGCCUUUGUACGAGCCUUCUACUCCAAUCUCCGCCGUGACGGGGACACCAUUCGUAGCAGCAUCAAUCUCUACGACAUAGAGAUUGAUUUGCCUACCUUUGCUCGGGUCGCAGGGCUGCCCAUCCGCGGUGACGACAUCGCAACCUAUGGUGGCGACGAUUGGAUCCUCAACAACGAGGCGGUCGUCAUUCGUGAGCUUGGGAUCACCAACUUGAUCCGCCACAGCGGCGCACCGACGAUUCACUCGGCCCCACCGGACAAGCGCCUCCUCCUCUACAUCAUCACCCGGAUUCUCCGCCCCCGGGACAGCAGCCAUACCUCGCUCUUCAACGAGGACUUGAAGGCGAUUCAUGCCAUCAUCCACGGCGCCUCCAUCAAUUGGGCGAAAUUCGUGAUGAUCCACAUGGCGGAUUGCGCCUCCAUCGCCACUGAGCGGAGCUUGCCAUACGCCUUCCUCGUCAUGGACCUCAUCAUCUCCGCCGACAUCUCCAUCNUGCAUCCAAACAACAUUAUUUUUCAUAGCUUUCUAGAGCCAAUUUGUGAAGUUUGAGUUGUUCUUGAGUGUAUAUAGUUUACUCAACAUCCACUCUUAAAGAGAGUCUUGUUCUUGAGUGUUCUUAGUGUUGUAAACACGUUUAGGGAAGCUUGUUUCCCUUGGUUGUACGAAGGAAAGGUAUUUUCCUUCGGGUUGAAGUCUUGGAGUGCGGUAUCUCCGAGCAAGUGUAUUGAGGCUCGUGGGACUCGAGUUCUCAAGUUGUAACGG
Messenger RNA from Cuscuta campestris, 1293 nucleotides. The record is from the annotation of a GenBank genome assembly. NCBI's taxonomy places the organism in Eukaryota, Viridiplantae, Streptophyta, Magnoliopsida, Solanales, Convolvulaceae.